Messenger RNA from Prorocentrum cordatum, 507 nucleotides. NCBI's taxonomy places the organism in Eukaryota, Dinophyceae, Prorocentrales, Prorocentraceae. The record is from the annotation of a GenBank genome assembly.
AUGAACUGGCGCGCCGAGCUGCUGAGCCUCAUCCUGAAGCGCCACGGGGCGCUCGAGUGCAUGAUGUUGCCGCUGGUGCUGCCGCUGCUGUCGCACGAUGUUCACACGAAGCCCCUCUACCCGCAGCUGCUUGUGAUGACGACCACGAGUGGGGAACCUGCUGGGACUACGAGCGCAAGGAAUGGCACGGAUUGGCUGGCGCUACCCAUCCCGCACAACCCGAAGAAGCUCUGCAUGAUGCUGCACGCGAUAUUCUGCCGCCUGGAGUGGCUGCCGCUGCUCAUGAGGCCCCUGAGGCCACCCGCAAAUGUAGCAUUGAGCUUUCCGUCUGGCUCACCCCACCCCUCUCCGUCCUGUCUUCACUGCCACCCAUCCCUGCUUUUCCCGCUUUCCAACAUGAUCAUCACAAUUUAUUCCGCUCCUAAUGCAUGGCCACAUGCUCCCCGCAGCAUGCACGUGGCCAGGGCGAAGAGCGCCGCCAAAUGCACUGCUCUGGGAGUAGGCUGA